Gadus chalcogrammus (walleye pollock) is the source of this 2074-nucleotide messenger RNA. RefSeq names its product cilia and flagella associated protein 206 (gene cfap206). Gene Ontology annotation, cellular component: axoneme; ciliary basal body. Gene Ontology annotation, biological process: sperm axoneme assembly; regulation of flagellated sperm motility; regulation of cilium beat frequency. Lineage: Eukaryota; Metazoa; Chordata; Actinopteri; Gadiformes; Gadidae. The transcript has 12 exons. The coding region runs from base 114 to 1976 and encodes 620 amino acids. The record is from RefSeq and is a predicted model, not a curated record.
CAGUUACCCUGACAACUCUCAACAAGUCGAUGUUUGUCUUGGUUUCAAACCUCCUCAGUAUCGAUCGACCCGUUCAUGUAUGACUGCCCAUAGUGUAAUUAAUUUGUGUAGAGAUGUCGCGGGCUCAGGCAGAAAGCGUGAUUAAAAACAUCAUCCGAGAUAUCGGCGAGGAAUGCGCAGCAAAGGGCCAGGCCGCGUCCGAGACGCUGGUGGCCUUCAUGGUGAAGGCUGUGGUUCUGGACCCGGAAAACGGGUUCAACGUCGACCGGACUCUCACCAGAGAGGACGUGAGACAGCUGGUAGAGUUGUGUGUGGGUAAACUGACCGAGGAAGGCAGUCCAGCUCUCGACACAUUAAAGAUGCAGGUUUACUUUGACAUGAACUACACAUCUCGACGUGAGUUCAUCCAGGAGCAUCAGCGCCUGCUGGCCACACGGCUGGGGCCGGUGUCCCGGGACAUCAUGGACAUGCAGGCCAGGACGCAGGCGGACCUGGAGGAGCUCUACCGCAGGAUCAUCAGCUACAUGCUGCUGAGCUCCGGGGUGGGCUCGCCCAACGACGUCAACACCGUCCGGGAGGCCGCAGCGGCACUGCAGAGUGUGUUUCCUCAAGAGGAGCUGGGGACCUUCCUGUCCCUCUCCAGUCAGGACAAGGAGCAGCAGCUGGCCGAGUUGACCGCCGUCGUCACGGGGAUACGAAUCUUCAACAAGUUCCUGAAUAAGGGAGGGGAGGGCAUCGACGACUUGCCCAUGCUCCUGAACGAGGCGCUGCCUGAGCUCAGCGGCGCCAUGGAGGCCUCGCUGCUCCAGACGCGGGGCCUGGCCUGGAGGUACACCGCGCUGCUGGAGAUGCUGGCGGGCGGCCAGGAGCCGGCCGGGGAGAAGGACCAGUCCCCCGUCCUGCUCAGACAGGCCCUGUACAACGUCCGACAGCACGAAGCCCUCCUCAAAGCCAUACUGGCUGAUGUGGCUCUGUGUGCCAGGCAGGUGGAGACCCUGCAGAACGACCUGGAGUCGCGCCUCCUGAACCUGAAGGAAGCGGUUCAGACCAGGACGGCCGUGUCCACCGCGGUGGUGUUCCCCCACUUCACAGUGCUGUCCCAGCUGUGGGCGGGGCUCCAGGACGAGAUGGUGCUCCUCAACGUGCAGGAGGCGGUGGCCCUGGGCCUGCAGCCCUUCCUGCUGGCCCAGGCCCAGCUGUUCCCCCCCGCACAGCUGGACCUCCUGCUGGAGGGGUCGGAGGUCAGGAGCGAUGAGCAGCGGAUGGCCGAGUCGGCGGAGGAACGUGUCAACGUCCAGGAGGUCCGGGGCCGGCAGUGGCUGUUCCCGGGGACCAUGGGGAACUUCUCCAAGCUGCCGCUGCAGUACCGAGGGAUGUGUGGCUACAGCCUGGCCGCCAGGGACGGCCUGCUGCUCCCGGGGAAUCCCAGCAUCGGCGUCCUGAGACUCCAGGACAAGUACUACGUGUUCAGCUCCCGGGAGGCCGCAGAGCAGUUCUCCAGCUGCCCAGACGACUUCACCUCCCGCGUGGCCGAGCGGGCGCGGAGGUGCCCCGAGCUCAUCCAGCUGCUGGAGCUACACCAUCAGUUCACCGGGACCACGCCCUACUCUGAGGGUCCAGGGGGCACCCUACAGGUGAAGGCGGUCUGCCGGUGCGACAGCGGCACCCAGACGGACACCCACCUCCUGGAGACCAACCUGGCGACCACGUACCAGUGGAACGAGUGGGAGCUGCGCCGGCAGGCCAUCCGACUGGCCAACCUGCAGAGCAGGGUGACCCACUCCACGCAGACCCACCUGAGCCACAUGAGACGAGACAACGACUCCCAGACGUACCCCCCCCGAGACACCGCCUGCCAGACCACCAGGGACGGCGAGACCAACGUCCCCAAACCCCUGGUGCACAUGACCCGGCUCCGCGGCCGCCAUGAGCACCCCGCCGUCAAGACAGACCUCACCAGACCUGUGGAAGACUGAGCCCCAUUGGUUGAUUGCUUUUUAUGUAUGCACUUUUCAGUUUAAAAGUUGAUUGAUUGGUUUAUUUGGCUCUCAUAGUUGUUGAAUAAACCAUUAGC